GUUUUUUUUUUUUUUUUUUUUCCUUUCUUUUUUGGGAUCCACAAGUUUUUAAUUAAUAGACUACCAAUUGCUCAAACAAAAAAACUCAAUCAGUGAGAAAAAGAAGAAAAAAGAAAACACAGAAUGCAAACAAACCCCAUGAAAGAACUACAACAAUGAAAUCUUUUUGAUCAAAUGGGGAAAUCUCUCUGAUUCACAAUCGAAAAAAAAAAAAAAAAAUCAAUUUAACCUUUGAAGAGGUUAUUGAAUGCACAAAAAAAGAAAAAAAAAAUGAAGCUUUGGAAGAAAAUUGCAGGGGCAAUCAAAGACAAGAACAGCGUAUGGGUUAGCAGCAUAUCCCAAAAAACCUCCUACAGAAACCCAGAUCUUGAAGCAACCGUCAUCAAAGCCACAAGCCACGACGAAUCCUUCGUCGAUUUCAAGAACUUCCAGAGAGUUUAUCUAUGGCUUAGGACUUCACCACUCCAUUUGAAACCCUUGGUUUGGUCGUUAUCCACAAGAAUGGAAAAGACCAGGAGCUGGGUCGUAGCACUAAAGGGUUUGAUGCUCAUGCACGGCGUCUUCUGCUGCAACCUACCCAACGCCAAACUCAUCGGACGUUUGCCUUUCGAUCUCUCGACUUUCAGCGACGGACAUUCGAAACCCAGCAAAACCGGGGGAUUCAAUGCAUUUGUACGUGCAUAUUUUGUUUAUUUGGAUCAGAAAUCCGCCUUCAUUUCGUCGGAUUCUAGACGAAAGAAAGGGAUUAAGAAAGGGGAUGAUCGUGAAGCAUUGAUUGACGAGCUCAAAAAGCUUAUGAAAUUGCAAGCUUUCUUGGAUUCGCUGAUUCAGAUCAAACCCGAAGACCCAAAAAAUAUGAGGAUCAACCUCAUCAAGGAAGCGAUGACAUGCAUUCUCACCGAGAUUUCCCAGGUUUACACCACCAUAUGCAGAGGGAUCGAUCAAGAUCUUUUGAGAAUUCAUUCAUCACCACCCAGUCGAAACAAAGAAGAAGCUUCAAUGGCUCUUGAAAUUCUUCAGAAAGCUAAAGCUCAAGGUGAGAAACUCUCUCUUUACUUCGUUUUUUGCACCGAUUUCGGUGUUAUCAAAGAGUCUGAGUGUCCCAAAAUUGAGCAAAUACGUGAUGAAGAUAUUCGUGAGGUAGAGAAGAUCGUCAAUGGAAAUUGUAAUGAUAAGGAAUUGAUGCUGUUGGAAGAGGGAUAUGAAAUUUUGGACGACAUCAAAGAUAUGGCCAUCGUCGUGAGACCGAUAAGCAACUUCGGUACAGAGAGGGUUAUGACGACGAUAAUUACAGAUAAAUGGGAGGUUUUUGAUGAUCAUGAUGAAGAUGGUGUAAGUAUGAAUAAUGGUGCAAAUAGUAAAGAUCCAUUUGCAGCAUCUUAUGCACCAGAAAAUAAACAACUUCAUCAUUUUCCAGAUUUAAUUAGUUUCUAGUGUAAGAAAAAUUCUGAAUCUCGAAUGUUGCACCACCACUUUUUUCUUUUUUCUUUU
Molecule: messenger RNA, 1491 nt
Organism: Ziziphus jujuba (common jujube)
Lineage: Eukaryota; Viridiplantae; Streptophyta; Magnoliopsida; Rosales; Rhamnaceae
Product: putative clathrin assembly protein At1g25240
Exons: 1
Coding region: 271-1434 (387 amino acids)
Biological process (GO): vesicle budding from membrane; clathrin-dependent endocytosis; clathrin coat assembly
Cellular component (GO): clathrin-coated vesicle; clathrin-coated pit
Molecular function (GO): SNARE binding; phosphatidylinositol-4,5-bisphosphate binding; 1-phosphatidylinositol binding
Source: RefSeq, a predicted model, not a curated record